Messenger RNA from Linum tenue, 418 nucleotides. Lineage: Eukaryota; Viridiplantae; Streptophyta; Magnoliopsida; Malpighiales; Linaceae. The record is from the annotation of a GenBank genome assembly.
UCGACUUCUCUCUCUUUUCUGUCACAUGACAUCUCUCUAUUUGGUAGAUGGGUGGGGUUGAAAGCAAGCUACUGGGAAGCAUAUAUUAUUCGAGAGGGCCGGAUAGGAUUCAGAGCCAUCGGUGAUUUAUCCAUCUCUUCCGUAAAUGCAAAUGAAGGGGAUAGCUUUUCAUCAAUGGUCAGCCUGUGGAACCAAACGGGCCUGCUCAUAUCAUAUUCCAGUCGGUUACGGCAACGGAUAUGUCGUUGUCGGUGAUGGUUUGUGACUUUGUGUAGCGGAGGUCCCAAGGUGGCCAGGAAGUUGAUGGGUUCAGUUUCUUCCGAUGUGCUUUAGUCAUAUUAUUUCAUUUUACUUUGCUUGGUGAUUUUAGGAAAGAGAUCUGAAUGUUGUCUCAUGUGUGACUGACGAUGUGGUUAGU